AUGGACUUAAGGACGGUGUUGUACGCAGUGGCGGGCUGCUCGCUACUGUCAUAUAUGGUGACCAAAGCGCGCGCUCCAGGCUUCCACGUGAAAGGGAAGCACGUCUUCAUCACCGGCGGUAGCUCUGGGAUUGGCCUGGCGACGGCCAAGAAGUAUGCAAAAGCAGGUGCUAAAGUCUCCAUUAUCGCUCGCGACGCCAAGAAGUUGGCAAGAGCAAAACUAGAGAUUGAAGCAGUCCGCAAACACGCAGAUUUCCCGAAGGCGGUGGAGGCUGCAAAUUCCUUCCACAAGCGUGCCACGGACCAUGUCAUAUGUAGUGCUGGCAUCGUGGAGCCUGGCUACUUCAUGGAGCAGUACGUCGCAGGGUUCUGGCGCUCAAUGGACAUCAACUACUUUGGGUGCAUCCAUGUCGUACACGCGGCGCUGCCAGCAAUGAUCAAGCAGCGUGAUACGGAAGGUGGUAAUGAGGGGGGACAAAUCGUUCUUGUUGGGUCUGCCUUUUCGCUCAUGGCCUGCAUUGGCAGUGCGCAGUACUCAUCUUCCAAGUACGCUGUGCGAGGUCUGGCUGAGUCAUUACGCAACGAGUUGAAGCUGUACGACAUCCGCGUUAGUGCAUUCUACCCUGGCAACGUUGACACUCCAAUGCUUGAGCACGAGCUAGCACUCACGCCACCUGAGACCAAGACGAUUGAAGGAGUCAGCACGCCUCUCUCGCCCGAGGCUGCAGCACAGACGAUGAUAAACGGAAUUGCGAAGGGCCAUUUCAGCAUUACGACAGACCCGCUUGUCUAUCUUCUGCGCAUCCUGUCGAACGGAGUCACGCCGAGACACAACACGGUGCUGGAAACCGCGGCGCUGCCGCUCGUCAUAGUUGUGCAAUUUGUCUUUCUCAUCUUUAUGGACGCAGUCGUGGAUUAUUCACGUUGGAAGCGAACAAAGCAGCGUAAAAGCGAGAAGAAGGGUCAGUAA
Molecule: messenger RNA, 969 nt
Organism: Phytophthora infestans T30-4
Lineage: Eukaryota; Oomycota; Peronosporomycetes; Peronosporales; Peronosporaceae
Product: 3-ketodihydrosphingosine reductase, putative
Exons: 3
Coding region: 1-969 (322 amino acids)
Biological process (GO): sphingolipid biosynthetic process
Cellular component (GO): endoplasmic reticulum membrane
Molecular function (GO): 3-dehydrosphinganine reductase activity
Source: RefSeq, a predicted model, not a curated record